This is a messenger RNA of Rhinolophus ferrumequinum (greater horseshoe bat), 5995 nucleotides long. It is a transcript of the gene AGBL1, whose product is annotated as AGBL carboxypeptidase 1. Gene Ontology annotation, molecular function: zinc ion binding; metallocarboxypeptidase activity. Gene Ontology annotation, biological process: C-terminal protein deglutamylation; protein side chain deglutamylation; proteolysis. The coding region runs from base 183 to 3545 and encodes 1120 amino acids. NCBI's taxonomy places the organism in Eukaryota, Metazoa, Chordata, Mammalia, Chiroptera, Rhinolophidae. The record is from RefSeq and is a predicted model, not a curated record. The transcript has 23 exons.
ACUUGCGCCUGUGCUGAGGUCUAGGGUUGCACGGCGGCGACUUCACACUCAGCAGCAUGUGCAGCUGAGGGCUCAGGGCAGCCGUGUCCCGAGAGGCGGGGAGCGAGGUCAGCUUGGCAGCCACUCCCUCUCCAGCCCCGACCUGGCCUCAGGCAGCCGGUUCCCCAGGACCCUAGGAGGGGAUGGCAGAACAAGAAGCCACUGGGCUCCAGGUCCUGCUACGCACGCUUCAGAGCUGCUCUGACCGGGAGUCCAUCCUGACCAUUCUCCAGGUCCUCGGAGAUCUGCUUUCUGUUGGCACAGACAGGAGGAUUCGCUAUAUGAUUAGCAAGGGUGGCAGCGAAGCCCUUUUGCAGACCCUGGUGGACACAGCAAGGACAGCGGCUCCGGACUAUGACAUCCUCCUGCCCCUCUUCCGGCUGCUGGCCAAAGUCGGCCUCCGAGAUAAAAAGUUUGGACAGAAGGCGCUGGAACUGGAAGCACUGGAUGUGACGUUGAUUCUGACCAGGAAAAACCUGUCCCACAGCCAGAACCUCCUCCACUGCCUCUGGGCUCUGCGGGUGUUCGCCUCUAGUGUGACCACGGGAGCCAUGCUGGGAAUCAAUGGAGCGAUGGAACUGCUUUUCAAGGUCAUCACGCCCUAUACCCAGAAGCACACCCGAGUAAUCAGGGCAGCCACGGACCUUCUGGCAGCACUGCUGAAAUCCAAGUCUAACAGCCGCAGGGCAGUGAACAGAGGCUACGUCACCAGCUUGCUCAGGCUCCACCAGGACUGGCACCAGCACGACACGGCCGGUGCUUACGUGCCGAUCCGCCGGGUGCUUCUGCUCUGCCUCAAGCACAUUGCCGCCCUCCGGUCUGGCCGGGAGGCCUUCCUGGCAGCUCAGGGCAUGGAGAUUCUCUUCAGCACCACGCAGAAGUGCCUGGAUGACAAAAGCUUGGGACCCAUCGUCUCCGUCGUGCUUCAGAUCCUGAGGCAGUGCUACCCGAAAUGUCCCCUUCCCUUGGUCACAGCCAGCAGUGCUUAUGUCUUCCCAGUUCCUGGGACCACCACCUCUGAGCCUCCCCGUGUUCUCACUGAAGAGGAUUUUGAAGAUGAUGGCGAUGAAGAAGAGGAUAAAGACGCAGAUUCUGAAGAUGUGAAAGAGGAAGAUGAUGACUUAGAAACAGAUGUGAACAAGCUGAGUUCCAGACCGGCGCUCGACCGGCCUGAAGAGGAGCUGCUGCAAUACGAGGCCAUGUGUCUUGAGCUCUCCUGUAGCUUUGAGGAACUGGAGUCCAAACCUGGAGAUGAUUUGAACUCCGGAGGGACUCAGUAUGCCAACCACCACCACAUUCCAACUGAGGCCUCCCCAAAGCAACAUUGCUCGAAUAAGGACCAAAACUCCUGGGAGCAAGAAAGAGAAGACACCGUCCAGACUUCCCUUCUGAGCAUGGUGAAGAAAGGGAGGUCCCCUGUGCAACGAGCCUCCAAAAAAGGACCUGGCAUGCGCCCGUGCCAAAAUGCACAGUGCAGUGGCCUUGGGAUGGAUUCUUCUGGAAGUGAAAUCCCCGACAUUCAGGCUUUCCUCAAAGAGGAUGCUUGGGACAUAGAUAUGAUUUCCUGCCCAGCGAUGAAUGCCUCAUUUCCCAGUUUCACUAAGUCUAGAGAAACGGUUGAAGUAAUAGAUAAGCUUCUGCAAACACAUCCCAGGCAUAUCCCCUUCCACGACCCCUAUCUUUAUCUGGCCAAAGCCAGAAGAACCAAAUCUGUGGCCGACUUCAAGAUGAUGGCAUUUCCUGAUCUCUGGGGACACUGCCCACCUCCCUCUCCCCAGCCCCUGUUGGAACGCAAGUGUGGAAUCCAAAGGAUCAAGAUCUUUGAAGAUGUCCAAAGGUUCAUCCAGCCCAGCGAUGUGAUAAAUCAAGUCGUCUUCAGUUUAGAUGAGCCUUGGCAGGACACUGCUUCCAAUUGUCUACGGUUCUCCUCCAAGUUUGAGUCCGGAAAUCUUCGCAAAGCCAUCCAAGUGCGUGAGUUCGAGUACGACUUGUUGGUCAAUGCUGAUGUGAACAGCACCCAGCACCAGCAGUGGUUCUACUUUCGGGUGAGCCGGACGCGGGCUGCUGUCCCUUAUCGUUUCAACAUCAUCAACUGUGAGAAGCCCAACAGUCAGUUUAAUUACGGGAUGCAGCCGACUCUGUAUUCUGUGAAGGAAGCUCUUCUUGGCAGACCCAGCUGGGUACGGACGGGCUACGAAAUCUGUUACUACAAAAAUCAUUACCGCCAGAGUGCAGCUGUCGCAGGGGGAGCACCUAGGACGUGUUACUAUACCCUCACCUUUGCUGUCACCUUCCCGCACAGCGAGGAUGUGUGCUACCUGGCCUACCACUAUCCGUACACCUACACUACCCUCAUGACUCACCUUGAUAUCCUGGAAAAAAGUGUCAACCCCAAACAGGUUUACUUCCGGCAGGAGGUUCUCUGCCAGACGCUAGGAGGGAAUUCCUGUCCGCUGGUGACCAUCACGGCCAUGCCCGAGUCAGACAGCACUGACCAUCUAGAGCAAUUCCGGCAGCGUCCUUACCAGAUGAUCACCGCCCGCGUUCACCCAGGAGAGAGCAAUGCCAGCUGGGUGAUGAAGGGGACCCUGGAGUUCUUGGUCAGCAGUGACCCUGUGGCAAGGCUCUUGAGGGAAAACUUCAUUUUCAAAAUCAUCCCCAUGCUCAACCCAGAUGGUGUCAUCAAUGGCAACCACAGGUGCUCCCUGAGAGGGGAAGACUUGAACAGGCAGUGGCUGUCCCCCGGCGCUCCCCUGCAGCCAACCAUCUACCACGCCAAGGGCCUCCUCUCCUACCUCAGCAGCACCGGCCACAGCCCAGUGGUCUUCUGUGAUUUCCAUGGCCACUCCCAGAAGAAGAAUGUGUUCCUUUAUGGCUGCAGCAUCAAGGAGACCUUGUGGCAAGCACAGUCCUCUGUGGGCUCAUCUGCUAUCCUGGAAGAUGUCAGCUACAGGACUCUUCCCAAAAUCCUCGAUAAGCUAGCACCAGCAUUCACAAUGAGCAGCUGCAGCUUCCUUGUGGAAAAAUCACGAGCGUCCACGGCCCGGGUUGUGGUGUGGAGAGAGUUGGGUGUGUCCAGAAGCUACACCAUGGAGAGCAGCUACUGUGGCUGCAACCAGGGCCCCUACCAGGGUCUGCAGUUCGGCACCCGGGAACUGGAGGAGAUGGGCGCCAUGUUCUGCCUGGGCCUCCUCAUCUUGGAGCUCAAAUCCGUCACCUGCAGCCGUCAGCUCCUGAGCCGUGCGGUGGCGCUACUGAAUGCUGAGGAGGACACCCUGGACCUCCACUUGCAGAGAUGCAGCAGUAGCAGCAGCAGCGGCGUCCCUUCAGAACUGGAUGAUGAGCCCCCCUGCAUGGAGGAGAUUGAAUACAGUCCAGACAGCAGCUCAGACCAGGAAGGCAGCUUCUCUGAGCUGGACCGGCAGAUCCAGGAAUGGGCCUUCCACAAGGACGAGGGACAGGAAGACGAGGAGGGGCCAGGACAGGGAAGAAAAGCCACCCCAUAGCCCCGAGGUUCAUGGCGAGUCCUCGGUCUCCAGCCAUUGGACUAGCAGCUAUGUUGUCGUUUCUUCGCCGUCAGACACGCACCAUGAUGGCAGUGCAAAAAGCCAGGCCACCUGAGCUCAGCAGCCCUCUUUUCAGAUUUGGUUCUAGUGUCCCAUGCAUAGUCCACAGAACAAAACUUUGCUAUAAUUUAGACCCAGGCCAGGAGCAAGGCGCGUGUGCUUUGAUUUAAGGAGCUGUUAUUAUCGCUGUCAUUAUUGAUGGUACCUUCUUUUUCCAACUCUUUUUCAAAUUUCUUUGCUAUCAGUCAUAAACCACACAUCCAUCAGUUAUAUGAAGGCAUUCAGAUGUCUGUAACAUACAUAAGAGGGUGUCGGGGAAAUGGCAGACGCAGUUCAAUUCAAGCUGACAACAUCCCUUAAUGUCUCCCAUAGUCAAUAUUUCCACCCCUCCACAGAGGAUGGCAUAAUGCUUCUGCUGCUUCACUGCUUCGAGUCAAGGAGAGAUACUGUUGAAAAUGUAAAUUCUGGGAGGCAUGGAAAUCAUACUAAUUUAUGAUCAGCAAUUGGUACCUUGGCUCAGUUAGCCUGUGGUAUUACCUCAAGGUCACCUUGGAUGUUUCUGUGAGAAAGUGACCGGGGCAGGUACCUUUCUGAUGUGAGCAGGAAAAGCCAGGAACAUGGCCUAUUUAUUGAUUCAGCCACGUGACACACACAUGACACACCUGCCGUGCGUCAUGCACUUCACUAAGCUCUAAAGAUGCAGAGGGAAAAGACCCACCGGUGUCCUCAAGCUUGCUCAUAGGGAGAGGUGAACAAUCGCAUUUUAUUUUAAUACAACAGCGCAUGCCAUGAUGGAACUGUGCAGAGGAGAACGUGGAAUGAACGGAUCUCAUGGGGCCUGCAGUGAUAGGAAAAGUCUACCAAGAGAAGAUGAAUUGAGGUGAUUCUUGAUGGACGUACAUGAGUUUCCUGGUCAAAAGAAAUGGGAAGAUAUGCUACGAACUGGGGAAAGUACGUGCAAAGGUCCUGUGAUGGGGUUAGAGCGGGACAUAAAAUACUUAGUGGGAAGCAUUGAAAAGAUGUUGUUUGUGUGCGGGGAAAGGAGGAGAGUGACAGGCGUUGAAAUUGAAAAGAUAGGCAUUGAUCUGAUGAAGCACCUUUAGAUGUGCCUUGAUGAAAAGGUUUGAAUUUGAGUCCGAAUGUGCUGGGGAGACAGAAUUGCAAGCAGAGGCAUGUCUGGGACAGAUGGCAGCAGGUGUGCGGCAGUACCGGUGUCCAUCUGUUCAGCACUGGCGGUUUGGCGUCUUUGCUUCGCUUGGUGGUUCGGUCGUCUGAGGAAUACCCUGGGUGUGGCAUUAUCGUACUCAAAGACCAGAUGAUGAGUGCAAUCUGGGGUCAUGCUGAAUACUGGGGCCCUAUCACCUGUGCAGGUGGGCAAGGAGUCCUAGAAAUCAGAGGCACAUGAGAAGAAGAAGUAGGUAAAGGAAAGAGGUACCGAGUGAGCUGGGGGCCGGGGGCAUAUCCCGUGCAACUGAGGCAGGUGCUGGUCAGCCGAGAAGCAGUUUGCUUGGAGGGAAUAGGGAGAUGGGAGAGGGAAUGGACUUUGCCUUCCCCGUGGGACGGAAGGGCCACUCCGUGUCCACCCCUCACCAGGGUGCAGUCUGGGAGCGGGAAGGGCUCGUUUGCAAGUCAACUCCGUGUCAUCCCAGGAGCGGCUCUUCCAGUCCGGCCAGAUGUGUCUCGUGCUAGCCAAACCACUGCAGUGAACUGUUCUCAAACCAUGUUCCACCCAACUCGGAGCCAAAGGAGAUGAUGCAAGAAAUUCAGGGAGUUGUUGUCUCUGACGGGAAGCAGAUGUGGUUCAAAGUGUGCAGAGGGGUUGCGAGUCCGAGAGGAGGUGUCGGGGCCAGCCCCUGUGCAUGGCUGUCCUGCACCGGCUGUGUCUGGGGCUCUGUGUGACAGGGCUAGGGACAGGGCCACGGGGCAGUGGGGGGCCUGCAGUGCCCUGGGGCAGCCUUGUGCACCUUCUGUGAUGGGCAGAGAAAAGAGCUCAUCUUUUCACGCGUAGGAUAGGCCUAAGGUGGGUGGAGAAGCCCAGGCUUCUUGGACCUGCUGAGGGUCACGCUUCCAUGGUCUCCUAGGGGGGGUCUGCUGAUUGUUCAUGACCACUCCCGGUGGCAGACACUUUCUCCAUAUUCCCACAGGAGCUAAGUCUAGAGGUCUCAGCAGUUCUGGACCCAGUCUCGGGUUCUGCUCUUCCCCAAGCUCUCCCAUUUGCCACGGGCCUUAGCUUCACUUUAUCUCAUCACACUUAGGAACACACAUACACACACACACACCACACACACUCACUCACUCACUCACACUCACUCGCACUGUGAAGCCACACCGCUCCCUGAACAGCCUCUUGGAUUUCCUAACCCUGACACAUUUCUCCUCUGUCUCUGACA